AUGGUAGAUGGACUUGGGGGACUUGCAUGCUAUGCUGCAGUCGGAGGUCACAUGUUAUCAGAAGUCGACCUUUCGAGCUGUUCCGACCUCCGUUCAUUGCUAUGGAGUUUGAAGGCAACUUUCUCCGAGUUUAAAACUCAUGAACACAUUGAGAAUGAAUGCAUUAUGUGGAGACUGAAGAACAGAUUACAAUUUCUCAAGGUUGAGAUAUCAGCUGUGUCUGAGGUUCAUUCUGAUAACAAGCUUAGUGAGAUGGUGGAACUAGUUGAAAAUGCCUGCUGUCAAGCAGAGAAGUGCAAUUUCUCCAAGCAAGCAGCCCAGAUUGGCCAAAACCUUAUCUCGGCUCUCCGUAAUUUCACAGAGGAUUUCUUGCCCCACAUGCAAGAGGAGGAAGAGAUUUUCCAGCCUCUAUUAAUGGAAUAUUUCAGCUACAGUGAGCUUAAAGAAAUUAAAUCUGAUGUGAUUGACAGACACCAGAAACUCACCAAGUACUGCCCAGAGGAAAAGAAAGAGUUAAAAGAUAAUAGAGUUCCAAGUGACGCCUCUCAAAUUGUGACUGAAAAGGAGCAGGUAUUUAAUGAAGAGAUAGAGGAGGAUAACACAUUGAGUAAGAUCCAAGGUCUUCCUGCUGAAUUGCUGCUACAGAUCUUUUCUCACCUUAACCCCUUGGAUUUGAGCCAAUGUAGCAUGGUGUGUACCCGGUGGGCAGGAGUAGCAAGAGAUCCAUCUAUCUGGAAGCAUCUAUAUCCAUCACGCUGGGCUAAAGGAGACUGGCAGUUUGGUGCAUCAAUUCACCUCUCUGAAGAUAAUGAUUGUCAAUCCUUUCAUGAAGAAGAUGUUUACGUUGUUAUUGAUGAGGAUGCUGAUUUUGAUGAAUCUGCUUCAUCAGCAAUUGAAAGUGACGCUAGUAAUGCCAGCAUGAUCAGCUACAGAGCAGAAUGCAUCAGACAGGAGGCUCGCAUGUUGGUUGCCAUGGCAAAAUAUCUGAUACCUCAUGUUGGAGCUGGUGUGGAGACGAUCAUCCUGUGUAAUAGCAAAGGAGUUACUAAUGGCUUGGUUUACAAGUUACUUGUCCAGUGUCCUAACCUGCAAUAUCUCGAUUUGUCUGAAACCAAGAUAUCUGACAUUGCUUUCAAAGGUCUUGGAAGGAAUGGUGUAGGUAGCAAACUAAAGCACCUGGAUAUCUCUGGUUGUGUAAACAUCACAGACACAACCCUCAAGAGGUUAUCAUCUAUCAGACAAGCUCUACUAACUAUGCCAGAUAAUCAGAUCAUCGACAGUUCCAAAGCUGAUUGUCAGCAUUGUAUUAGUGACAAAAAUGGCCGACCGCUGAAUGUAGAUGGUGCCCAUGAUCAAAGAGAUCAGGGAUGUUGCUCAAUUAGGCACUGUGAUGCACAAAAUGAUACAGACAUUGUGAGCAGAAUGCCGCAAGAGACACGUGACAGUGGUUGUCAUUUGAAGAGUGAUGUGAUACACUCUCAGAGACGAUCUAUAGAUUCUGCUCCAAGGACUAAGAGCCGCCAUGUUGGCAGGCAUGAUAGGAGCAGUGAUAGAGAGGGAGAACAUAGCGAUGGUGGAGGAAAGCUAUCAAGUCAGCUUGAAUUCUUGAGUUUAUCAGGAUGUUACAGAAUCACAGAUGAUGGACUAAGGUAAGCUUAUUAUCUAGGUGAAUUUGGUUAAAAUGGUAUCAUCAAUCAUUAAGUGAGAUUGAGACAAAGUAAAGGUCAUUGGUAGAAUAUAAGAGGCCAAACAUUCAAAUGUGUUGAUAUUAUUAAUAAUGUAUUAUUUUUUUUCAGGAUGGGGCAAAAUGUGACAUGUCAGUUUUACCUUGAUGAUAUUAACAUCAGUUCGUGUAAGCUUGAUAUAUGGCUCUGUAUUCUUUUUUUCAAAGAAUGAAUGAAUCCUUUCUUACUAAUGAAUGGAAAAACAAUAACAAGUAUGUGUGUGUGUGUGUGUGUGUGUGUAUAGUAGUAGGAGGAGUAUUAGUAGUAGUAGUAGUAGAAGUAGUAGUAGUAGUAGUAGUAGUAGUAGAAGGAUAGUAGUUGUAGUAGUAGAAGUAGAAGUAGUAGUAGUAGUAGUAGUAGUAGUAGUAGUAGUAGUAGUAGUAGUAGUAGUAGUAGUAGUAGUAGUAGUAGUAGUAGUAGUAGUAGUAGUAGGAGCAGCAGCAGCUACACAGGACUAUAUUCAAUAUAAUGAAAGGUAUUACCACCAACCAUGCAGUAUACCUGUAUGCUGUGGAGUACUACUCUAUCUAUCACUUCAUGUAAACUGAGGUCAAUAUUAUACAGAUAUUGCCUACCUAGAGUUUGAAUAUAACAUUUCCUCUCCCCGACGGAGUUAUAUUUUUCCUAAGGGAUUAUAUUUUGCCCGAAGCGCGCAGCGCUGAGGGAAAAUAUUCUCCCGAGGGAAAAAUAUAGCUUCGGAGGGGAGUUGAAAUGUUAUUUAUUAAAACGAUAGACCAGGCAAUAUCUGUUAUAUUAUAUAGUCUAUAUGGAUCAGAGAUUGCCUUCAUCAUCUGGCCCCGACCCGAAAUUCUUACUACAGCUCUGAUCCGUCUACGUCAUAAUAGAAAAAAUUUGGAAAAUACAUCAAGCGCGUUCUUCAUGCAAUUGACGCAUUAACACUAGCGCGUACAUCAAAUAAACUACAUGAUUACACAACUUGUAAGCAGCGAGUGACGUCACGUUAGUGAAUAUAACGCCGCAAUUGAAAAUACAACGCAGUUAUAUUCACUGAGGUGACGUCAAAACCUCGAAUAUACCAAAUGCGAUCCUCGCAGCUAUGAUCACGUGAUGGCGUAUUGACCUAUCACUGAUUCGAACCUACAUAAGCUAUGUAAUAUAUGAUUGUGGUAACCCAGGUGAGUGUGUAUCUUUUAUUAAUAAGCUUGAAGGGAGAAACAAACACUGUUAAUGAAGAUUCACAAGAGCCUUGUGUGUCAUUCUAAUGUUUGGUACAUUAGAAUAUUUUAUUUACAUUUUUAUACUUCCUUAAAGGGGAAUGAAACCCUUGGAACAAGUUAGCUUGUGUGGAAACAGACAAAUCAAAGAAUGAGAUCAAAGAAAGUUUGAGAAAAAUUUGAUAAAUAAUGAGAAAGAUAAAGAUAUGAGCAUUUGAAUAUUACGAUCACUAAUGCUAUGUGGAGAUCCUCCCAUUAAAAUGCGACAAAGAUGUGUGAUGUCACAUGUGAACAACUUUCCCUUUGAUGGACUAUAAAAUACCCCCAAAAUGUCUUUUCUUUGCUCUUUCUUAUGGUGAUACAAACUAUCCAUAAUGCGUUCUUUGAAAAUCUGAAUUAAAUGCCCUCCUAUACAGUGUGUAAAAAAAAGUUUAGUUUAGAAGGCCACAGAGCUGUGAUUCACAUCAAAUGGCAUAGGCUUGAUUUUCAUAUUGAUAAUCAUUGCCAAGCUUGGGAAAAGUGUGGAGAAUCAAGUAUUAAAUGAAAUAUGAAAUGUGGUCCCACUUUAAAUGAUAAAAAAGAAUGCUGGAGAUGUCUGAAAUAAACUUUUGUUUACAUUCAGUUAUGUCCACAGAUCCAUCUGGCACAAAAAAAAAUGUAAAGGUUGUGCUUACCUAGGGUUAAAAUGUUAAUUUGGGUGGCAAAGUUGUUACCAAAUGUUUAAAUGUAUAUGUUUUUAUUUCAAUUUGCU
Messenger RNA from Lytechinus pictus (painted urchin), 3650 nucleotides. RefSeq names its product F-box/LRR-repeat protein 5-like. Gene Ontology annotation, molecular function: protein binding. The transcript has 8 exons. NCBI's taxonomy places the organism in Eukaryota, Metazoa, Echinodermata, Echinoidea, Temnopleuroida, Toxopneustidae. The record is from RefSeq and is a predicted model, not a curated record. Gene Ontology annotation, biological process: intracellular iron ion homeostasis. The coding region runs from base 1 to 1653 and encodes 550 amino acids. Gene Ontology annotation, cellular component: cytoplasm.